Molecule: messenger RNA, 1585 nt
Organism: Hemicordylus capensis (graceful crag lizard)
Lineage: Eukaryota; Metazoa; Chordata; Lepidosauria; Squamata; Cordylidae
Gene: CCNB3
Product: cyclin B3
Exons: 12
Coding region: 76-1401 (441 amino acids)
Biological process (GO): regulation of cyclin-dependent protein serine/threonine kinase activity; mitotic cell cycle phase transition
Cellular component (GO): centrosome; cytoplasm; cyclin-dependent protein kinase holoenzyme complex
Molecular function (GO): cyclin-dependent protein serine/threonine kinase regulator activity
Source: RefSeq, a predicted model, not a curated record
CCCACCCUUAGCAACCGCAUUCUUGCGGCCCUGGGAUUGGCUGCCGCGGAGCCAAUCGAUGGCCGUAGCCUGCCAAUGUUGCAAUUUUCAAAUUCUCGCUGGGAAGCUCAACGCAGGAAGCUCAGCUGCCUCGCUUUGCUUGGCAAGACUGAAGCCAGAAGGAUGCCUGCUCCUCGCAACGUCAAGAGUGCAGCAAGCAAGCAGCCCGGGCUGGGCCGAGCAGUAGCUGUGGAGAAUGCCCACGCCAAGAAGGAGGAGAGCGCCCAGGCCAAGCGGUCCCCUUCCUCGCCCCAGGGGGCACCCAAAAAGCGCUCUGCCUUUGGGGACAUCACCAACGCUCACAAGGCUCGGCAGAUAACGGGAAAGAAGGAGGCAGCAAAAGCGACUUCGAGGAAGGCAUCAAAGGCGUCGGCUGUGCUGGUUGUGGCCAAGAACAAUGAGAUCAACCUGAAAAAGUCCCUGAGCAAAAUCCCCUCGGAGGAUGAGCCCGCCAAGUCUGAUCAUGUUGCCAAGGAAAGCCUGGUCGAGGAGGAGGAUCCUUUGUUGGUGCCUGUGCGUCAAAAGGUAGUUCCAGUGGAAGACAUAGACCAGGGCCAGCUGAGCGAUCCUUACGCCAAUGCGGAAUACGCCAAGGAUAUCUUCACCUACAUGCGAGAACGUGAGGAGAAAUUCUUGCUCCCAGACUACAUGGAGAAUCAGCCGGACAUCACCAGGGACAUGCGGGCCAUCCUGGUGGACUGGAUGGUGGAAGUGCAGGAGAACUUUGAGCUCACCCACGAGACGCUCUACUUGGCGGUCAAGCUGAUGGACCACUACCUGGUGAAAGUGGCCACCAUGCGGGACAAGCUGCAACUGAUUGGCUCCACGGCCAUCCUCAUCGCCUCCAAGUUCGAGGAGCGCUGCUCGCCCUGCGUGGAUGACAUCCUGUACAUCUGUGACGACGCGUACAAGAGAGACGAGCUCCUCUCCAUGGAAAUCAGCAUCUUGCAGACGCUUGACUUUGAUAUCAACAUCCCCGUCGCCUACCGCUUCCUCCGGCGGUUUGCCAAGUGUGCCCACGCCACCAUGGAGACCCUGACCCUGGCCCGCUUCAUCUGUGAGCUGACCCUGCAAGAGUACGACUUUGUUCAGGAGAGCGCCUCCCGCCUGGCCGCCAGCUGCCUCCUCCUGGCCCUCAAGAUGAAGAGCCUCCAAGGCUGGACCCCCACCCUCGAAUACUACAGCGGCUACAAAGCCCAGGACCUCCCGUCUCUGGUGAAGAGGCUCAACUUCCUCCUGACCUACGGGCAAGAUGACCGGCUCAAGGCUGUGCGCAGCAAAUACUCCCACCGGGUCUUCUUUGAGGUGGCCAAGAUGGAGCCCAUGGACAUGCUGAAGCUGGAGGAAGCUUUGCAGAGCUAAUGCUGGCCAUGCAGGGUGGAGCAGCCGGAGUGUAAAUUGCCUGUAAAUAGAUGAGAGCCCACAAGGCUUGUACAUACUUUCAUUUUUUUUAAAAAGGGGGGAGGGAUGUGGGAAAAAAUUAAAUGCAAAUGUAGUGUUGUGGGGAAAAAUAAAAGGACAUGUUUGAAUAAAACGCUUUAAAAUA